Molecule: messenger RNA, 8692 nt
Organism: Paralichthys olivaceus (Japanese flounder)
Lineage: Eukaryota; Metazoa; Chordata; Actinopteri; Pleuronectiformes; Paralichthyidae
Source: RefSeq, a predicted model, not a curated record
ACCGGGGAAAUCAGACGAGCGCUUGAAAACGCAGGCGGGUUUUCACGUGAGGGUUGAAUGACGGAGCCUCGGAGCAUCUCUGGAUAUUUUCCUCCUCACCGGGAAGUGACGGAGUUUGAGCUCCAUUGUUUGAGGGGGGGGAGCCACUAUUCACUGCCAGCACAUGUUCUGGAAGGAGGGGCCUUAGACUGAACGAGACCAUACCAGGCAAGCCUAAAAAACCCAAACCUGAUUUGUGUCUGGUGCGAGUCUUCUUUACGGACCUGGAUGAAAUGCCUUGACCUCACUUCUGCCGCACCAUGGCGGGUUUAGUCUCCUCUGUGGGUUUGGUGCUGAUGCUCAAGGCUCUUGAGCGAGGCCAUGGCCAGCGUGCAGUGUUUCUGGGGAUGACGGUGUUGGUAACACUGAUUGCGGCUGACUCACCUGUUGCAGAUGAGUCUCUGUUACACCCCACACACCACGCCAUGGGACUUCUUGGAGAGGUUACAAGUUCAGGAUUACCACCUUCUCAUUUACCAACCUCAUAUCACACUGCCUUUGAGAGUCUAGACUCACCUGGUCAACCUAACCAUGAAGCUGGGACUGCUGACAUUCUCUUUCAGCGGGGACAUGUUCCUUCUGAAAGCUCCAACUCCUUCACGCCAAGUGACUUCCCUGCAAAAGAACCAUAUCCCCUUUCCACUCCAUCAUUAAGCCCAUCUGAACAUGCACUAGGGUCUAGUCCACAAUUUGAGGAACCGGCUAAUCCUCCCCCAGACUGGAGGCUGGCCAGGAUAAAUUCUGCCAAGCAAUCUUCCUCUCUCCCUCCAACUCUUACGAGAGCCCAGCUACAGCCUCAGUCAAAUAUAUCCUUAACAUCAUUAAACCCUACAACAUCUCAGCUCAGCUUUAAUUCUGAGCAGGAAGCUCUAGAUGCAACUCUCAUGGCUCUCACCAAGGAGCAGGGUGGCGCUUCAGAGCAAACCCCAACAAUCAUGAGCUCACAGCCUGGUCAGCCUCUUGAGCCCCCUAAUCUGGCUUUCGCUGACUUUCUGGCAGAUGAAUCUUACAGUAAAACCUUUGACGUGCCCCAGCUGAGCCCCAGCAGUGCCCCCUUGAAAGAGAACAAACCAGCUCAUGGCAUAAAUAUUCUACCCAGCUCAAACGAGUUUCUGGCCCCUGGCUACAAUGUGCCUUUCAUUGCCCCCCACCUUACAUCACCUUUAUCUGAACCCACUGAGGUCUCUCCAGAGGAGUUCUACCCCACCAACACCAUGGACUUCGACUGGGGGUCCGGUGACUACUUGGAGACAAUGUCAUUCCUAAAUGCAGAUGGAGAUGACUACUCUAUGGUCACCAAGGUACCCUCUGACUCAUAUGAUGGAGAGGACUAUACAGAAAGCUAUGAUACCUCUUUCCCUUCCAGAGUGGGCAUAUUUCCUUCUUCCUUGAAUCCCCUUCACAUCUCACCCUCUCCAAGCCUUGUGACAGCAUACAGUACCAGCGUUCCUCUAAAAUCCAUCCACCCUUCCUCUUCUUCCUCCACAAUUCAUUAUACACUGGAACCUACACCCACAGCUAACAGUGAUAUACCUGAUGCCUCGGACAUAGAUUGGCUUGAUACUUUCACAAUCCAACCAACAGAUGUCCUCUUACCUGACAUGAACAGCCUGGAGUAUUACACCAUUCAGUUGACUAAGGAGAACAGUGGUUCAGACUCUGGAGCUGAACACAGAGGGAAUGUUACAGUGGUGUCUCUUACUGCUACAGACGUCACACCCAGCAGCAGCUCUACCAAUGAUACCAAACUGACUGAGGAAGAGUCGUCCAGUGAUCUGUCAGGGUUUGAGCCUCAUCAUGAAUCAACUGUAGUAGUAACCACAGAGCAGAGUCCUCAGCUGGUCAAUGUCUCUGAGCCGUUGCUGGACCUGUCAGUAGUCCCAAGCCACUUCUUUGAUCUCUCUUCCUCCCUCUGGGGUGGUAAGGUAUCAACCACAGACUGGUCUGCACCUACAGUUGGCCUGGACAGCACUGUACUAACAGAAGCUAUACUACCCAGUGCCACGUCAUCGCUGCCAGAUUAUGUAUUAUCUUCCUCCUCUAUGCAAGAUGUCCAUUGGUUUGUUACAGAGGAAUUCGUACAAAGUACCAUGCACACCACUCCUGUGUUAACAUCAACAAUAGCCUUCUCUCCUGGCUCAACUGAACCUGUUACCAACACAACUGCUAGUGCAACCGGCUCUACUCCCCAACACUCAUCUUUCACAACUGAACAAACUCAUGAUAUCAGUGUAGUUUCAACCAAACCCACAACGAAUGUGACUAUCAGCCCCCCGUUCAUCUUGGGUGAUCAGGGGGUAGAAGAUGAAGUUGACAACCCAGCCACCAUGACCUUGAUCCCAAAUAGCAGUGAAGCUAAAACGAUUGCUGCUGUACCAUCAACUACAACUGCCACCAUGGAUUCUCAUCAACCCACAACUAAAAUCACUGCCACCACUGAAGCCUCAACUAGUAUCAGCGUCACCCCUACGACAAGUGGAAAGACCACAUCUACAGCACCAACAUCAAGACAAUAUCUCUGCAAUGUCAACAGUACUGAUUAUUUAGUCAAAAUUGGUUUUCCCUCCGGGGCCACUGUUGGAUAUGCCAAAUCUCAAAUCAGAGACAUACUGAAAGUAGAAUUCAACAAGUCUGUGGAGCUGCAGGUUGUGGACCCACCACCAAAGUUUAUGUUUCGGGUGGUGUCUGGCCCAGUUGUGUACACAGCCAUAUCUGUCAUCAACACUCUGCGAAGGUCUGGGCGCCGCUUCCUGUCUGUGUCUCCCAACUGGACAACACCAGAUAAUAAAUAUCAAGUCCACACAGUGCUGCAGUUUGUUCCCAGUCACAUUGAUGUGCGGUUCUGCAACUUCAGUGAGAGCAUUAAGAAAGGUUUGACCAUGGCCUUUGCAGAAUUGCGUCGCCGCUCAAAGGAGUCAACAAACUUCACAGUGCACAUUGUAAACAUAACCAUGGAUGCUCCAAAAUACCAGGAGCAGCGGCUAGUGAGGCAGCCGGUGGACAUUACCUUCACUGUGCGUGGCUCUAGGGAAUAUCUGAUGGGGUCCGAGGUCAGCAACGCUCUGAUGAAGCUCACCAUGGUGGAAUUCAGCUAUUACAUGGGCUUUCCUGUACUGCAGAUUGCUGAACCUUUCCAUUAUCCAGAGCUGAACACCAGCCAGUUGCUUCGGUCCUCCUGGGUUAGAACAGUGCUCUUGGGUGUACUUGACCAGAAAGUGGAAGAAAGAACUUUCCAAGCCAACAUGGAGCGUCGAGUGGCCAUGUUACUUGGCGAGGCGAUGGGACAAGUCAGACGUGUUAAGAGAGCCACCACCAUAGGCAACAGCAGCGUGCAGGUUGUGAGUGCGAGCCGGCUGCAGGGUGAGGACCACCCCUUGGAGAUAGUGUAUUUUGUGGAGGGUCCCAGUGGUCAGCGAGUGCCUGCAGUCCAAACAGCCGACAUACUCAAUAACCUGGAUGUUCAAAGGGCGGCCAUCGUCUUGGGAUAUCGUGUCCAGGGUGUUUUGGCACAGCCUGUAGAGAAAGUGACGUCUUCACCCUCCGACAAAGAGAACACCAACAUGUGGAUCGUCAUCGGGGUGGUGAUUCCCCUCCUCGUCGUCAUCGUCAUCAUUUCAAUCCUCUACUGGAAACUGUGUCGUACAGACAAGCUGGAAUUCCAGCCAGACGCCAUGACCUCCAUCCAGCAGCAGAGACAGAAGUUGCAGGCUCCCAGUGUAAAAGGCUUCGACUUUGCCAAGCUGCACUUCGGCCAGCAGAGUAAGGAUGAUGUCAUGGUGAUCCAGGAGCCGAUGCCGUCAGGGCCUGGCCCCGGGUCCCUCCCCCUGUCCAUUAAAGAUGGCCUCAGUCCCUCUGAGAACGGAGAAAUCCCCACGCCCAUAUCGAAAAACUCAGCCUCCUCCACCAAGGCGUCCCGCAGCGGCCGAAGGCGAGAAAGAAUCUCUCCGUCAGACGGUGACUCGGUGGUAAGUGACCAUUCCAGUGUGCAGGAAUCAACUGAGGAGAACCUGAGAGCCCAAGCCACGCCAAACGACGGCAGGCAGACCCGCAAGGUCCCCAUCAAUGUUUUAAAUGGUCCUCCACCCAUGAACGGUACGAGCGAGCAGCUGUCAUCAGCCGCCAUCUUUGAACACGUCGAUCGAAUGUCUCGCGCCACCGACUCGAGCAGAAGGCUCCCAAAUAAAGUCCAGCUCAUCGCCAUGCAGCCCAUACCUGUCCCACCGCUGCACAGCCCACCUGUCAACGGCAAACUGUCAGACGCCAACCAAAUCGACAAAGAGAUCCAGGUAGCAUUGAGGCACAAGUCAGAAAUCGAGCACCACCGCAACAAAAUUCGUCUGCGGGCCAAGAGGAAGGGCCACUAUGACUUCCCCACCAUGGAUGACGUGAACAGUGGCCUCACAGACAUGAAGGACCAGGAUCGCAUCUAUCAGAAAGCACAGAUGCAGAUUGAUAAGAUUCUGGAUCCGGACACUCAGAUGCCCUCCAUCUUCAUGGAAUCCAAGAAAAGUGGUCGAGGGAGGCGCUCUCCCAAACAGAGGAUGAAGGAUCAGCUGAAUGGAGGCAUGAUGGACGCAGACAAAGACCACCUGAUCACUGAAGACAGCGAUGCAGCUUACAGAAAGUGUCCUGGGGUCAACAAUGUGGCUUACGUAUCGGACCCCGACCAAGGCCCAGUGUCCCCUUACGGGAGCCCCUCCCCCACUGACGACGUCUUCCUGGGUCCCACCUCUUCUCCUCCAGGUCACGCACCUCCCCCACCGCCCUACAUGCCCCCGCAGCCCUCCAUCGAGGAGGCGCGGCAGCAGAUGCACUCGCUGCUGGACGAUGCCUUCGCCCUCGUGUCGCCCACGUCUCAGGGCAGCACAGCAGGCAUCACUCUCCCAGGGGUCAACAGCAACCCCCCGAGCUCCAGCCCUCCAGGCCGGGGCCCCAGGCCUUGGGGUCCUGCUUAUCCCCCUUUCCCUGGUAGGUUCAGCGAGCUGGCUCUGUCCCCUCCUCCAGUCCAAGGCCUGACACCAAGACAGGGCCUUGGCUCCAGCUACCUGCCACCAGGAGAAACAGCAGGCCUCAGCGAGCAGUUCCAGUCAGACAGCCUGUACUCCAGCAGGGGGCUGUACGCUGAUGAGCUCCCUUCAUCUGCAAGACCGAGACCAGUGGGGGGAACUACAGGCGCCCAGCUCCAUCAUCUCACACAAGUGGGACUGUCCAGUCGGAUCAACGGUUACCCAGCAGGGGUCAGAGCUGCUCCGGGCCAGAAUGGAGGCAUCGGCUGGAACCACUACCACGAUGAUAACUUCUCCAGAGCAAAGGCUGAAAAAGAUGCAUUCCUGGACUGUCCUGACUACUCAUGCUCCCCUAUCUUCCAGAUGCCUAGAAGUGGUAUGAGGGAGCCCUCGGCGCCCCCUGCCCUCCUAGAUCCCCCUGUGGGGGGCUACAUGUCAGCCCCACCGCCCCUGGAUCCUCCCACCCACUCCUCCGCCUCCCUGAUCAAGGCCAUCAGGGAGGAGCUGUUGCGUCUCUCCCAGAAACAGGCAGCUAUGCCCGGCUACCACAGCUGAAGCCCCGGCCUUCUGUGCCGUAGCUCUAACCAGUCAUGCCACUGACCCUGCCUGCCUGCUUCUCCUGAUCUGACAAUGCUUCCCAUGGAAGUCCCCUGAGGGUGUACAGCAGAGAGAUCCAGUCCUGCUAACGUUUCUAAGUGAAGAGGCCGCUCUCGUGAAAAAACUGAAUGACAGGAUGUUUGACACAGAAUGAGAUCAGCUGCCGUGUCAAACGAGAGACAGUUGUGAAAUGAAGAACAAUUUGAACAGUAUUCUUUAAAUGCUGGAUGAGAGGACGUAUAUAUUUCCGUGGAUCAGGGAAGGAUCCCGCCGAGUUCUGGCCGCUGUGGAUCCACAUGAAGGACUUUCGUUUUCAGAUUUUGCUGCAUUUCUUUCAGACUCAGUAUUCUGUGUCAUGGUUUCAUUCCCAUGCUGCCUUCACUUAACAGACAUACCCUACAUGAAAACAGCUAAUCCCCUUUUACUGUGUCACUUUACCUGCCAUCCAGGUAUUUGUUGUUUUCCAUCACAGGCCCUUAACUUCCUUCUAACCAUCAGGUGCUACUUCAUGUUUUCUGCCAUGAUGAGCCAAUGCCUUGACAAUGUGACGUAGCUCACUCCCGACCCCAGCUACUGUACAAUCCUACAGUAAGGUCAAAGUUCACAGCCAGCGAGCCAGUUCAGACAGUAGGCACAGACGGGCAUCCACAGAGACUAAUAACAUUAACACUACCUAUUCAUUCCUUACUUAACUGAAGUAGCACAGAUUUAUUCUGGGUUAGUAUUUUUUUUAUGACGGUAUGUAAUUGUUUCUUUUUUCAUGCUAACGUCCCGUCUCGUACCUUGUUUUUGUUUGUUUAUGUUUUAACAGACAACUUGACAAAAUGGCCUUGGAACACAAAAAUCUUCAAACAUGUUUUCCAAGACGAAUAUUAAAUUAGAAAAUCACACAUUAGAGCAAAUACCUCCGCCAAGGUCAAGCCGCACCAAAUCUGUCGGUUUGUACAAACAGUAGUUCUUCAGGGUUUCAGCUGGGUCUUAAAAACAUUUUUUUAAGGCCUUAAAAAGUUGUGGCUCAGAUAAUCCUUCUUAUCUGUUGUACUCAACAUAAGUCUUAAAGUUCAUUCAUUAUGGUCUAGCAGUCUUGAAUCUAACUAAACCUGGAGAAACCCUGUUGAUCCAUAUAGACUGUUGAUUCAUGGCUGAAUCCACAUUAUCUCAACAGCACAUUGGUGGUAGCUAAAGGUUUGUAGCCCAAUUUAAACCUGAAUAUUCCCUGCAAAGAAAUUUCCUGGAUCUGGAACUAUUUUUGCAGAUUCUCGCCAAAAUGUGGUGAGUUCUUUUUUUGGCCCGUUUUCCAUCCUGCCACCAAGUUGUGUGGAAAUCUGCUUUCGUAGGUUUUGUGUAAUCCUGCUAACAAACAAAGAAACAAAUGAAUUACGACAGUAUGUACUUGACAAUUACGUACAGUUAGCGCUGUAUGAUCUCAGUAUUUGGCUGUAAUAGAUGCACUGUAUGCAGACUACUUGGUACAGCUCAGGUCUUUAAAGAAAGAGAGAUUGCUAAUGGACAAAUCAGUAUAAAGACACUUUGAUAGGUCACGUGGAUGAAAUGCAAAUGAGGGAAAGUCAUUUAGUUUUAACAUUAUCCUGAAUUAACUUUUUACAGAAUCAACCCUCUCUGUUUCAUGCAGUAUUUAAAGUUUGCUUUGCCUUGUUGACAGCACAGGAAGGAGAGUAACAUGUAUUUGUUGUCACUUAUGUUCGUGUUCAUGUGCUUUUUACAUUUUCUUUGGAUUUAACUUGUCUCCUGUAAUGUUCACCUUAAAUGUCUCAUAGUCAUCCUACUGGUUGGAAACCUUUUUUUUUUUUUGGACAUCACCUUCCCCUGAUAUUUUGUGAUGUUCUGGGACCUGAAGUUAUAUUUUAUUUAAACAAAAUAAAAGAAAGAAAAUUACUGAAUUUAAAGGCAGGGCCUGGAAAUAUGUGUUUGGACUGUGUUACCAGUAUUAAGUGGUGGAUUAUAAAUCUUCCUAACGUGAGCACCAACCGUUGGCAGUGAGUUGACUUUUUUUUAUUACAGAUAUUACCAAAGCGUAGUUCCAUCUUUUUUCAUUGUUUUCAAUCUGAUGUGCCUUUUGGACUCACCUGAACAGAUUGGGGGGGGUGCAGACGUCUCCUGUGCCGUCAUGUUGAAGAUUACCAAGUUAAAUAGUUAUUUCCAGAAUGGUCGUUAAUAUUCCAUAAUAGCUUUGAUCUGUUGGUGCUUUGGAAACUGAAAUGAAGGUGAUCAAACAUUGCAGUCGUACGGAGCUUUCAUCCUUAUUGUGCAUUUCACUGUUUUUCAUGUUUUGUGUCACCGACCUCACACUGUAUGCCUCCAUCUGCUGGUUGUGUACUGUAACAACAGCCUGUCUACUCGUGCUCAUCUUGUUGCUUUUUUUAAAUUUGAUUUUAUAGUUUUUUCAUCUGUUUUUACCUGUUGUACUUUGUGCAAAUAUCUGUUGGCUGGCCCAAUGUUACGUUUUUUGACUGAUGCUGGCUGCAUGCUUCAUUAUUGUGUUUCUUUUGCUGUUGGUUUUGUGCAUGCUGUUCUCAAUUUCAUGAAAUACAAAAAGAAACUUUCACGUGAUGUGUCUUUGAAUUUUAAGCAAAUUACAUUAGUGUUUUUUGUUUGAACAGCUUCAACACAUUAUUUCAUCCAUCUAGGUUUUCUUAAUUUUUUUUUAAAUGCGUAUUUGGAGGUAUUGCACUUACCACAAACAACCAGAAGGUCGCAGCACAUUACAAGAAAUUCCUCUGCUUUAAUGCUCCGUGGCUGCAGAUGAUGUAACCAGCUCCCAGGAUGUUUUGUGUGAGUCUCUGAAAGGAGGUUGUGUUGUGUUAUCUUUACUCAAGAAUAUGCCAUGAAAUAUUUACCUGGAAUAUUUAUUGUUAUGCAACUCUGACAGUAGAUACCGGAUCCCAUUUUAGAGCAGUAUUCUUUCGGUAUACAUAACUAAAUGUUAGAAGACAACAAGGCAGCGUUUCUAGUGAUUGUCUAGUUCUAGUAGGAAGAUGUCUGAAAACCUAAAUGAUUUAAUUGUCAUGAAACAGUUAAAGAAAGGGAAA